Spinacia oleracea (spinach) is the source of this 1516-nucleotide messenger RNA. RefSeq names its product pyruvate dehydrogenase (acetyl-transferring) kinase, mitochondrial. Gene Ontology annotation, cellular component: mitochondrion. The transcript has 6 exons. Lineage: Eukaryota; Viridiplantae; Streptophyta; Magnoliopsida; Caryophyllales; Amaranthaceae. The record is from RefSeq and is a predicted model, not a curated record. Bases 251 to 1360 code for a protein of 369 amino acids. Gene Ontology annotation, molecular function: pyruvate dehydrogenase (acetyl-transferring) kinase activity. Gene Ontology annotation, biological process: protein phosphorylation; regulation of glucose metabolic process.
ACGCCUCACCGUCUCUUUUCUCUCUCCUGUCUCCAUCGGUCCAUCCUAUUUCCUAUCUAUCUAUCUAUGUCACUUCCAAAUUCAUGGAACCUUAGUUUUUCUUUUUCCCAUGAUUUUCCCUCAAAUUCUCCACCCAUUUUUCUGGGUAAUUUUGGAUGAUCUAAACGAUAUACUAUAAUUUUUUGGGUAAUCUUUUUAACCCAAAAAUCUAAACAAUAUAGUACUUCAAUUAUUUUUUUACCCUCAUCAAAUGGCUGUGAAAAAAGCGGUAGAAAGUUUCUCUAAGAGUUUGAUUGAUGAAGUUCAUAAAUGGGGUUCAAUGAAACAAAAUGGAGUAACUCUUAGGUAUAUGAUGGACUUUGGGUCUAAACCCACUGAUCGUAAUUUGUUGAUUUCUGCUCAGUUUCUUCAUAAAGAGCUUCCUAUUCGAAUUGCGCGCAGAGCUAUUGAACUUGAGAAGCUUCCUUAUGGGUUGUCUCAAAAACCUGCUGUGUUGAAGGUCCGCGAUUGGUAUGUGGAUUCUUUUCGGGAUCUGAGAUCAUUCCCUUGUAUCAAAGACAAUAAUGAUGAAUUAGAUUUCACCCAAAUGAUUAAGAUGAUUAAAGUCAGACAUAAUAAUGUUGUCCCAAUGAUGGCCAUGGGGGUCCAACAGUUGAAGAAAGGCAUGGAUCCCAAGAUCGUAUAUGAAGAUUUGGUUGAAAUUCAUCAGUUCCUUGAUCGUUUUUAUAUGUCCAGAAUAGGCAUCCGCAUGCUCAUAGGGCAGCAUGUGGCCUUGCAUGAUCCAAAUCCUCAACCUGAUUGUAUAGGCUACAUUCAUACAAAAAUGUCUCCUGUAGAAGUUGCCAGAAAUGCUAGUGAAGAUGCUCGUGCAAUUUGCAUGCGUCGUUAUGGCAGUGCACCUGAAAUUGACAUUUAUGGAGAUCCGAAUUUUACAUUUCCGUAUGUACCUUCACAUUUACACCUUAUGGUUUUUGAGCUGGUGAAAAAUUCUUUACGUGCUGUUCAAGAGAGAUAUAUGGACUCAGAUAAUGUGGUACCUCCUAUUCGAAUUAUAGUAGCUGAUGGAAUAGAGGACGUUACAAUUAAGGUUUCAGAUGAAGGGGGUGGAAUUCCGCGAAGUGGUCUCUCAAAGAUUUUUACUUACCUUUACAGUACAGCUGAGAACCCAUUGGAUGAACAUACUGAUCUUGGAACCAGUGACAAUGUAACGAUGGCUGGUUAUGGAUACGGGCUUCCCAUAAGUCGCUUAUAUGCUCGAUAUUUUGGAGGUGACCUGCAAAUUAUCUCAAUGGAAGGAUAUGGUACAGAUGCCUAUCUACACUUAUCUCGAUUGGCAGAUUCUCAAGAACCUCUGCCGUAGUACCGAAGCUGAGGAGCUAUCUAUUUCAAUGUAUUUAAACUUUAAGCGUUAAAAUGGUGAUUAUGAGAAAAAGAACAUGUUUCUUUAGAUUUUAUGAAAAUAUGGGUGAUGUCAUCCUUGUAAUCUUAUUCUUGCAAUGUACUGCAUGCCUCUGGA